Messenger RNA from Coregonus sp. 'balchen', 495 nucleotides. NCBI's taxonomy places the organism in Eukaryota, Metazoa, Chordata, Actinopteri, Salmoniformes, Salmonidae. The record is from the annotation of a GenBank genome assembly.
AUGAUGUGAUGUUGUAUAUUGUCUGUCCUGCAGGAAUGACAGUUCUCUGGUCUCUGCUCUGAAGACUCUCCUCUUCUUCACCAUCCUGAUGGUCACUCUGCCCAUAGGACUGUACUUCGCAUCAAAGGCAUACAUCUUUGAAGGUAAAUCAGUAUUUAUUGUCUGAGGCCUAAAAUAUCCCAAUCAAAGGCCAAAUUUAUUUAUUUAUAUUUAUUCUCCCCCUCCACCCCUCUCCUUUCAUCCUCCUCCUCUCUCCUCUCCACCCCCCCCCCCCCCCCCCCCUCUCUCCUCCUCUCCACCCCCCCCGCCCCCCCUUUCUCCUCCUCCUCCCCUCUUGCUCUCCUCCUCUCUCCAGGUUCCCUACAGAUGUCUAACUCAGACAGUUAUUUUUAUGCUGCCAUCGUAGCUGUGCUGGCCGUACAUGUGGUUCUGGCCCUGUUUGUCUACGUGGCCUGGAACGAGGGCUCCACCAAGGGCAAGGGAAAACACGACUAA